GGGCUCGCUGGAGAGCGGACGGGAGAGGAAGAGCGAGCGGAGGCGCUGCGAGCCAAGGGGAAAAGGAUACAUUGUGGAACUCGGGGAGAUUGCAACAUCGGAGCGGGGCGAGAAUGUAACCAACUGAGCGCUCGCCCAGACCCCUGCAAUAACCGGGCAACCUCGUACACCGGCACCGCGUCCCUGCUCGAAAUCAUGACCGAAGACGUCUCCGAGGUUCCGAAAGAGCUGCUCGAAAGCGUCAGGGAUGUUAUUGGCAGGAAGGUUAAAAUCUUCUUGAAGAAGAAGGUGAAACUGGAAAUUAAAGGCGACAAGGUGGAAAAUAAAGUUUUGGUAUUGACAUCAUGCCGAGUGUUUCUCUUGGCAGCACGUAUCCCCACCAAGUUGGAACUCACUUUCAACUAUCUGGAAAUUCAAGGAAUAAGUUGCUGUAAGCCUGGACAACUGGUAAUAGAAACUGACCGAUGCACAUUUGCCCUGAAGUUAACCACUUCAGAAGAGGUGAAUGAAGUGGUGGGCUACCUUGGAUCGUGCCUGAAGAAGAUGCUCCCCGGUCUCUCUCCAAUGAGGGUAAUGAAAAAGGUGACAAUGGAACCUCCAGAUCGACUCUCAUCUGUGCAGGCAUUGUGGGAUAGCCAGAACAUUGCCGAACCUGGGCCCUGUGGCGGAUUCUCUCAGAUGUAUGCAUGUGUUUGUGACUGGCUUGGAUUGCCAUACAGAGAAGAAGUACAAUGGGACGUGGAUACAAUUUACCUUACUCAAGACACCAGGGAACUGAAUUUACAAGACUUCAGCCAUCUUGACCAUAGAGACUUAAUACCAAUUGUUGCUGCCCUGGAGUACAACCAGUGGUUCACAAAACUCUCUUCCAAGGAUCUUAAACUGUCCACAGAUGUUUGUGACCAAAUCCUACGAGUGGUUGCUAGGUCCACACGUUUGGAAGAGCUGGUGCUGGAAAGUGGAGGACUACGAACGGAUUUUGCACAGAAGUUGGCUAGUGCUCUCGCUCACAAUCCCAACUCAGGACUUCACACAAUCAAUCUUGCCAAUAAUCAGUUGGAAGACAGAGGUAUGUCUUCCCUGAGCAGCCAAUUUGCCAAAAUUCCAAAGGGACUGAAACAUUUAAACAUGUCAAAAAUCUCCUUGUCACCUAAAGGGGUGAACAGCCUUGCCCAAUCACUGAGUGCCAACCAACAAAUUUCUAACUCUCUCACACACCUUGACCUCUCAGGGAACUUCCUCCGUGGAGAUGACCUAUCGAACCUGUACAAUUUCCUGUCUCAGCCAAAUGCACUUGUUCAUCUUGAUUUGUCAAACACAGACUGUGCAUUAGAUAUGGUGUGUGCAGCACUUCUGCGGGGCUGUUGCCAACACCUGGCAUCUCUUCAUCUGUCUAAAAGUAUUUUCUCACACAGGAAGGGUAAAGAAGUCCCUCAGUCAUUCAAGAUGUUUUUCAGCAGUUCACUCGCGUUGAAGCACAUCAACUUGUCGGGCACCAAACUUCCUCCGGAUGCAGUCAAAGCACUUUUACUUGGCCUUUCUUGCAAUCCUCAACUGAAAGAAGUCUCGCUUGACCUUAGCAGUUGUGAGCUAAGAUCAGGUGGAGCUCAGAUUUUGGAAGGUUGUAUUGCAGAAGUCCAUAACAUUUCAAAACUGGAUAUUUCAGACAAUGGUUUAGACUCUGAUCUUGCCACGCUUGUAGUGUGGAUGAGCAAGAACAGAUCUAUUCGUCAUCUAGCCUUGGGCAAAAACUUCAACAACAUAAAGUCCAAGAAUCUUGCACCUGUGCUUGAUAAUAUUGUACAAAUGAUUCAGGAUGAAGAAUCACCCCUAGAAUCUCUAUCCCUUGCUGAUUCAAAGCUUAAGACUGAAUUAACGAUAAUAAUCAAUGCUUUGGGAAGCAAUUCUUCGUUAACCAAGGUGGACAUUAGUGGGAACGGGAUGGGAGAUAUCGGUGCUAAGAUGCUGGGGAAGGCACUACAGAUCAACACAAAGCUCAGGACGGUAAUUUGGGACAAGAAUAACAUAACCGCCCAGGGCUUUCAGGAUAUAGCCGUGGCCUUGGAAAAGAAUUAUACCUUGAGGUUCAUGCCUAUUCCUGUCAACGACGCUUCCCAAGCAUUGAAGGCUAAUCCAGAAAAAACAGAGGAAGCCCUGCAAAAGAUCGAGAACUAUCUGCUGCGGAAUCACGAGACCAGAAAGUACCUGCAGGAACAGGCCUACAGGUUACAACAAGGCAUUGUCACCAGUACCACCCAGCAGAUGAUUGACCGGAUGUGUGUAAAAGUACAGGAUCAUCUUAACUCACUGAGAAAUUCGGCUGGAGAUACUGUGCAAGAAGACGUGCGGCUUGCUGAAAACUUCAUGAGGGAUGCCAAAAAUUCCAAAACGCUACUGCCAAAUCUUUACCACCUGCGAGGAGCUUCUUGGGCUGGAUUCAAUGGCUCAUCCAAUCCCAUCGAGGAAAAACUGGAAUCCAUGGCUGGAGAAGUCACACGGGUUGUGGAUGAACAACUCAAGACUAUGUUGGAGUCCAUGGUUGAUGCAGCUGAAGGACUCUGCCCUCAUGUGAUGAAAAAAGCCCACCUGCGGCAGAAUUUAAUAGAGGCCUCCACCGAGAAAGUUUCCAUCCCACGGACCUUUAUCAAGAACGUUCUGCUUGAGCAAUCAGGCAUCGAUAUUCUUAAUAAAAUUAGUGAAGUCAAGCUGACCGUUGCAUCAUUUCUGUCUGAUCAUAUAGUAGAUGAAAUCUUGGAAGCACUAUCAAGCUCACAGCACAAACUGGCCAACCAUCUCACAAAACGCGGAAAGCCACUGCCACGGCAGGAGUCCACAGAAAUAGAAGUGCUGGAAGAGAAGACAGCGAAGCGACUAGCUGUCACUGCUGAGGAGCUGACAGAAUUGGAGAGGCUGGAGGAACUCGAUACCUGCAUGACUCUCUGCUGUACCAGUAUGACUCCCAAGUCGAAGAGGAAAAGUAUCCACAGCAGAAUGCUCCGCCCUGUUUCCAGAGCAUUUGAGAUGGAGUUUGACUUAGAUAAGGCCCUGGAGGAGAUCCCGGUCCAUUUUGAUGAGUCAACUCCUGCCUCAGGCAGCUACAGCAAGCAAGAAAGGUCAUCACGGCCCAGCAGCAUGAUGACUGAACUACCCUCAGAAGAAGUAAAGAAACUGGAGCAUUAUACGAAAUCUAGACCCAAGAGGAACAAAAAGUUACCGCCAAGCAAGACAGCUGUUUCUGCAACAGAUUGCCAGGAGAAUGAGAACAAUGGCCUUAUGAACAGAGUUGAUGAGGGUGUGGAUGAAUUUUUCACCAAGAGGAUAACACGAAUGGAAUCAAAGAGACUUUCACUAAGGAGCUCCGACUCUCUGGAUUCUGGCGAUUCAGAUGACAAAAAGCGGAAGGACUCCAAAAAAAGUAGUUUUCUAAAUUUAAUCAAAUCGCGAUCCAGCAAAGCAGAAAGGCCCCAGACCGUCGUUGUUCCAGAGGAGCCGUUGUCACCCAAAGGUGGAAUGAAAAGUCCAGCCAAUGAUCUAACCAGGAAGGACUCAAAGCAAGUGGAACAAAACGGCAACAUGGAACAAUCUGAGGGACACAAAACACCUGAUUCUGUGGAUGCCGUAUUGGAGGAUGCAGGCAAGGUGGAGAAAUUAGACAGUAAAAGCAGUCCACAAGGUGGUCGCUGGUAUGGAGUGCAAGUGAUGGGCAGCGGACUCCUGGCAGAGUUUAAGGCUAAGCAGGAGAAGCGGGCUGCAGUGCAAAAGAAACUUGAAAAUGAAGCAGGAAGUAAGGAAUUAUAUGAGAAUUUGUCAUGUGUAGACCGACUGGAUGAAACUGGAAGAGCCAAGGGUCAGCAAACCCAAAAAGGAGAUCCCAGCUUAACUUCACCGGAGAAACUUACAAAACCUGAACCAAAGACUGAAGCCGUGAAACCUAAAAGUUCCUCCACCACACCUACCAGUCCAAAAACACCACCUCAGAUUCUCAAGCCAGGCAAUAUGGGACGGCCUAGUAUUCCUCAAAAGCCAAGACCCAGCUGGAGCGCAGAGGAAACCCCAGAAUCACCAUCUGGUAACUCUUCCCCCAAAAUUGCUCUGGUCCCACCUGUUCUAAGGCGAAUACCAUCAGAUAAGGAUGGGCAGAGCAGCCCCCCUUUCAGUGGGCCCAGCAGCUGGUCAUCUUCACAUGAAGAGCUAUUUGGACUUGAUAGUAGAACUGACACAGAAAAUGAUUCUGAAAUGGCAAAAAAUGGAGCACGUGUCAAAAGAACACUGAGGCAAUCAUCUACUGGAGUGGUGAAUGAUGCAAGCGAGAUUGAGCACAAGAAAUCACAGCCAAUGACUGUCCGCCAAAGUUCUAUGACGGAAGCCAGCUCCAAGCAAAGCCCUCAAUCGGAAGAAAGCAAGCCGGAUCGAUUUACUGACGAUCAAGAGUUUCGAGCGAAGGAGAGGACAGCAAAGAGAGAGCGGCAGCAUUCGAAAACAGAGGGAAAGAACGGCAGCAAGUCCAGUGAUUCUGGAGAGGAAGGCGACAAAGACUACAUAUUUGUAUAAAGGCUUUGGGAAUAGAGGUUGCACAGCACAAGAGCACACAGUGAAACAGGCGAUCAGGGUGUAAUGAUGACCUGAGAUGUUUCUAUUCACCAGCCAAACAUCAAACAAAUACAUUUUUUAAAAACUGGAAAACUAUUGGGAUUCCUGGCUUUCAAUUUUUUUAAAUAUUUGAUUCUUUAAAAUAAUCUACAUUAAUUUACUGCAUGCUUAAAAUGCUUUGCCAUCACCCCAAUCUCAUCCCUUAAUCUGUUUUCACUGCUUCCCAAUUCUGACAAUGGUUAGAUGCCAAUAAUUUCUCUUACACUGGAAUUUUGUAUAACAGCUCUGAGGAACACAAGAACAUUAGAAAACAUGCAAUGGAACUGGAAACUUUUUGGGGUUGGUUUCUGUAUAAUAUUCAGAAAGUUUAUGGAUAUACCCCUGUGUGCUUGUGUGUGACAAAUGUGCACAUGAGAUAUAAUCCUGUAUGCAAGUGAGAAAAUUAAUGCUACUAAUUGAGCACAGUAAUGAAAUAGAUUUGUAUAAUUUAUUAUAAAUAAAAAGGGGAGCUUGGAUAAGGGUUUGUAAUCCUACAGCAGGGCAUCUUUUGUCCUCAAGAUGUACAGAUACUUCAUUUCAGUUUAUUAAAUAAGUUGUCAUAAACAUUCUCAUAAGCACAACGAGCAAGAGUAUGCGGGGUGUAACUUUUAGCAGUUUCGUGUAAUGACUGAUGGAACAGGGAAGUAUGUUUUUAUUUUAAUCAUUAGGCUAGCAGAUGAUUUACCCACUUUUACAUCUGAAAUAAUUUUUAUCAGUUUCGCCUUCCAGUGACAUAUAUUGCUCACUGUAGGUUAGUUAGUUCCAGUGUAGGUGGGAUUUCUUCAUGUAUAUAUUUGUACCAAUAAAGAGAAUGAUUCAUA
Molecule: messenger RNA, 5450 nt
Organism: Pristis pectinata (smalltooth sawfish)
Lineage: Eukaryota; Metazoa; Chordata; Chondrichthyes; Rhinopristiformes; Pristidae
Product: F-actin-uncapping protein LRRC16A-like
Exons: 39
Coding region: 196-4551 (1451 amino acids)
Biological process (GO): regulation of Arp2/3 complex-mediated actin nucleation; cell migration
Cellular component (GO): plasma membrane; lamellipodium
Molecular function (GO): protein binding
Source: RefSeq, a predicted model, not a curated record